GCUCUCAUAAGAUUAUAGAGUUAUACGGUAUAGCGAUAGUAAGAGUAAGUAAGUACUUACUAUCAGAUACUGGAUAUGAUAUUUGAGUUAGAUACUUACACCGUCCUACAUCGGUUUGCACGUGUGUGCUUGCAAUUGUUGUUUUGGAAUAAUUCUGAUUUAUUUGCUGGGUAACACAAUUUAGCGGACUUGGUGUUAAAGACGUGUCGUUCAGUGAAAUGCCCUAUGAUCGUUUAAUUUUUUUAAAAAAAUCCAUUGUGUGUAUUAUACUUUGAGGGAGUUAUUGUAUUGUCUCUAGCAUCAUUUUUAUUCUACAUGUGUAUAGUUGUGAAUGAUAUUUAUUUAAUAUUCCUUCUUUAAGAAGAGAAUAUUCUCUACAUUCACCGUGGCAAAAAUGAAAUUUAAGGCUGACUUAAAUACUGACGGGAUGUACAGUCGGGGGAAGCCAGACUACAUGAUAACAGAGACUAUCGUAAAUAUCUGUACGACAUUUACAUGAUUGUCAAAGGAAAUCUAAGUAAGCAAUCUAAUUAGUCCAGGGCCCCUCUGGAUAUCAGCCUCGUCGCUAAAUGGGCCACCCUGGCUGAAUGAAGUUUACCUUUACCUUUACCUGAGCACAGAUCUAGAACAAAGGGAACGAUUUCAUAAUCUCUGCCACUCUGGGAGAAGGCUUUCUUUCUGAGAAUAUACUGAGCCCCUGCACGUCCAAGAACUUCUUGACACCGGAGUGACUAGGAUCAUGGGCAGCAAUACGCCACUUAUUCCAGCGGAGAGCCCUAGCGGAUCAAUGGCAAAGAUGCAAGUAAACAUUGAGAUGGACCAUGUAACCAAGGAAGAGGAUCAUCCAAAACUUAGAUUUGUACAGCCCAAUAGGAAAGUAGGAAACGAUAAUGGCGACGGGGUCAGCGACAGCGACGACGACAGCGUCGGCGAUGACAAGGGCAAUGAUGAUAACAAUGGCAAAGGCGACGUCGACGGUGAUGGUGACGAUGAUGGCAACAGGAAUGGUCAUGCCAAUGCUCAUGGCAAUGCAAAGGAAAGUCUAAUAAAAAUCAUAGAAAGAGGAAAUGUUGAUGAGAUCAAACAGGAACUGACACCAAAAGCUAUGGCAAAGUGUGGCAGAAACGCGCUACUUGUUGCAAUGGAGGUAUGUCGAGGGAAUUUAUCACAAUGUAUGGAUAUGAACAGCAAACUUACUUUUAGUUUUACAUACAGCGAUCUUUGUGUAGAAUAACCAUUUUCAACCGAACCGUUUUUAACCCAUGCAUUUACCUGGGCCGGACUGUUGAAAGCCCGGUUAAGCUUACUUAGGAUUAGAGAGAAAUUUGAUUUCAGUUCUUUAACUUUUCGUUGAGGUUUUCUCCAUGUCUAUUUUGUUUGUCCUUCAUUUUUGAGCUUGAGUAAUCUUACGCUAGACAAACCGUAAAAAAUGAAACACAGUUUUAUUUAAGACAAAUCACUACUACCUGAGUUAGUGUUAACCAGCUUUCGAACAAUUCGGCCGCGGGUGAAGAGAGACGUACCGUGUGAUUUGGAGUGAAGUGUGUUACACGGGACGAUUAUCCCGAUCGGAGCACGAACCCACGGAACCGCUCGAUCCGGUAGUCAACGCUCCUCCACUGUACAAAUAAUACAGUGUAAAACACUUUGAAUGCUUAAUUAUGAGGAAAGACGAUGGUGCUUCCAAAAACAGCUGAAUCCAAGGAUGUGAAUAAGCAUGCUAAAUUGUACAACUUUGAGUAACCGAACUUUUUUGACGAUCAAUUUUGAAUUCGCUAAUACUCGUAUACAGGCCCUCAAAUGAUCCCGGCCCGCAAAUGACCCCCAAAUUGUACGGCAAAUGAUCCCAGGACUGAAACUUAUUCCACCGCAAAAAGUUAGGAAUGAGGUGGACUCCAUGAAAAGUCUAUG
Molecule: messenger RNA, 1911 nt
Organism: Orbicella faveolata
Lineage: Eukaryota; Metazoa; Cnidaria; Anthozoa; Scleractinia; Merulinidae
Biological process (GO): calcium ion transmembrane transport; regulation of cytosolic calcium ion concentration
Cellular component (GO): cation channel complex; plasma membrane
Molecular function (GO): store-operated calcium channel activity; inositol 1,4,5 trisphosphate binding
Source: RefSeq, a predicted model, not a curated record